AUGGUCUUACAAUCGAUUAUAGUUUCUACGAGAAGUCUGAAUUGGUGUGUGCCGGCUGUUGGCCUACUUACCGCUGCCCCGGGGUACUUUAUAGCAUUUUCGACUGCUAAGAUGCUAACAUGUCUAUUGCCUCAGCGGUUCUAUGAUAAACUAGAUUCCGUUAUGUAUGACUCCUAUCAGAAAUUAGCUCUCUUCUUUUUCGAAUCUUACUCCGGAGCUGACAUUGUCAUCAGUGGAGAUAAGCCUGAUGGAAAAGAAAAUGUGCUUUUCAUUAGCAAUCAUCAAUCGACCAUGGAUUGGGUCAUCGUUGACAUGGUUGCAGCUCGCUUCGGCUGUAUUGGGAGAGUUAGAUAUAUUCUGAAGGACGAAUUAAAAUUUAUACCGUUGUAUGGAUUAUAUUUUCGACAGGACAUUUCAUUUGAUAUUUUGCUUUAUUAUUCCACACUUAGACAGCUAGAUUCAUAUAAAGAAACUAAAAUUCCGUUGUGGUUAGUGGUAUUUCCUGAGGGUACCCGUUUCAAUGCCACUAGGAAGGAUGUACUUGAAAAGAGUCAAAAUUAUGCAUUAGAUCUUGGCUUACCUGUUCUAUCUCAAGUACUUACUCCUAGAACAAAAGCUACCGAAGUCAGUAUGGAGAGGCUGGGAGAAUAUUUUGAUGCUGUAUAUGAUAUAACGAUAGCUUAUACAGAUGAUGCCAAAACUUAUCAACAAGUAAGGGAGCCCGCUCCUAGUAUGGGUGAGUUUUUUAAUAAUCCUAAGAGGAAAUUACAUAUUUAUUUACAACGCUACGCUACAAAGGAUAUUCCGAAGGAUGAAGAGAGUCGAAAAAAAUGGAUAUAUGACCUAUUUUGUAAAAAAGAAAGGCUAUUGGAAGAUAUGGUCCAGAACGGAAGAUUUCCUGGGCCUGUUUGGUCUGGACCAUUUCCUAUUCUGUAUACUCUACCUCAUAUAAUACUAUCUAGUGCUAGCCUUUACUUUAUUCUAAGCAAUAACAAUACUCGAAAAUCAUUUUUUUAUUUUACUAUAGCAAAUUAUUCCUCCUAUAGCUUAAGUACUGAAAAUCUUACAACGCGAUUUAGUUCCAUUUUAUUUUACGGAGUUUGUGAAAAAAUAAUACAUGAAUUACAGCGUCUACAAGCUGCAAUUAAGAAUAAUAUCUGGCACAAUGAAGUAGGAAGCACGUUGACUAGUAGCAGCCAAAGACGUUCAUGGUCCAAUUUAAGGUUUACACGUUACAAUGGAGUUUCAAUGCUGCACAAAGAUGCCCUACGACCUAAAUCAACAUCAAAGAAGCCCACUAAUCGACAGACGGCGUAUAAUUGUAGGCAUUAUAUCGGCUGA
Messenger RNA from Trichoplax adhaerens, 1341 nucleotides. RefSeq lists its product as uncharacterized. Gene Ontology annotation, molecular function: acyltransferase activity. Gene Ontology annotation, cellular component: endomembrane system. The transcript has 13 exons. Bases 1 to 1341 code for a protein of 446 amino acids. The record is from RefSeq and is a predicted model, not a curated record. Lineage: Eukaryota; Metazoa; Placozoa; Uniplacotomia; Trichoplacea; Trichoplacidae.